Molecule: messenger RNA, 1144 nt
Organism: Umbelopsis ramanniana AG
Lineage: Eukaryota; Fungi; Mucoromycota; Umbelopsidomycetes; Umbelopsidales; Umbelopsidaceae
Exons: 3
Coding region: 23-982 (319 amino acids)
Biological process (GO): mitochondrial citrate transmembrane transport
Source: RefSeq, a predicted model, not a curated record
AAAAGAUUGAAGCCGAAAUGAGAUGAGAUGGGAUCUGACUUUUCUCUUUCUCGUUUCAACUUGGUUUCCUUUCAGAAUGAGCGCAAAGAAGGAAAAGAAUGCGACGUUCUCUCUUAUCUCUGGAACUGUUGCCGGAGCAAUCGAAGGAGCCGUAACCUACCCUACAGAAUACGUCAAGACACGACUUCAACUUCAAGCAGGAGGAAAGCUAGCGGCAGGAGAACUUCGCUUCAACGGUCCUAUUGACUGCUUGGUCAAAACGAUACGAACACACGGAGUAGGAGCAGUUUACACUGGAAUGUCUGCUCUGGUUAUUGGAAAUGCUGCCAAAGCUGGUGUCCGAUUUUUAGCAUAUGACAAAAUCGCAGACGCACUUCGUGACAAAGAUGGAAAGUUGACCGGAUCUCGAAAUGUUCUCGCUGGCCUCUGUGCUGGCAUGACGGAAGCCAUCCUUGUAGUCACGCCAUCGGAGACAAUCAAGACCAAGCUCAUCCACGAUAAGAAUAGCGCGAAUCCACAGUACAAAGGCUUGAUUCACGGCACGAGUUUGAUCAUUAAAAAUGAAGGUCUAGGAGGUGUAUAUAGAGGGUUGUUCCCGGUCAUGAUGCGACAAGGUGCAAACAGUGCCGUUCGAUUUACAAGCUAUUCAACACUCAAAGCACAAGUCCAGCAAUGGAGAAACAAGGGCGAUGCACCACUGCCGGCAGCGCAUACCUUUGCUAUUGGCGCGACCGCAGGUAUCAUCACUGUGUACACUACCAUGCCGCUCGAUGUUGUAAAGACUAGAAUGCAGGGACUGGAUGCCCGCAACUUGUACAAGAACUCCUUGGACUGCUUGAUCAAGGUUGUCAAAUCAGAUGGUGUCCUUUCGUUGUGGAAAGGAACUACCCCAAGACUAACCCGUCUCAUUUUCUCUGGAGGUAUUGUGUUUACGGUGUAUGAGAAGGUAUACAACGUACUUGCGAGCCAAGCCAGUCAAUAAGCUGUGGUCACAAGCCGGUUUUUUUUUUUUUUUCACAUGGCGCACAUGCUCUUCAAAGAAUCAAAUGCCCAUUUGGUACGAUAUUUACAUGGGAUAUGGCCGAUAGAAGCAAAAAUGGCUGUAGUGUACAAAUAAACACUCUAUAGAUUAAGAAGACUUAGC